AUGUUGGUCACUUUUAGCUCAAGAAGGACGUCUGAGAAUUCAAAUCACAGCAAUGAACGCAGUACAAGUACGAUGACUUCGAAAGAUGAAGCCCGGGAGGAAAAGCUACCUGCACCACCAACAACAAUGCAACUGGCACCACAACUAUCUGAGAACACCUUCAAAAGGGUGAAAGAGGGACCAACUACUGCAAUGAAGGCACGACAACUUCAAAAUAGCUUUCAGGUGUCAUUGACACGCAAGAAUAGCUUAUCAAAAAGUAGUUCCAACUCGGCAACUACAGCAAAUUCACUCUUGAUUAAAGGUCCCAGGGAUUUCCACAAGUUUAAAGAAAAUGGACGGUCACGCCUGGGGUGCUUGACUUGCAAAAUACGAAAGAAAAAGUGUGAUGAGGUGCGACCCAUAUGCUCUGAUUGUAAACGGUUACAUAAAAAAUGUUACUAUAUCGACCAGUCGUCAAUGACCACAGAGGAGAUUCGCAAUUUAAAGAGGAAAGUUGAAGCAGAUGAAAGUAAUCACAAGUUACGGCGAAGAAAGAAAACAGUGCCGAAAUUGGGGGAAGACCAAAAGCAGAUGGAAACUGGUAGUGACUUUCUGACAAAACUGCCUUCACAGCGGGCAGAACUCAAGCCGGAAAAGAAAUUCAACCCACUUAUGGUUCCUGUUGGUUCCAGAGGUAUCACAUCACCCACGGGAAUACAAGGUGUACUUCACGCUGACAAUAUAGCUCGGCAUCUUCCUUACGAGACUAUGGAUCCUCUAGUUUCAACUUCAAAUCAUGAGAUCUUCACAUUUCCUUUGUCAGACAGGGGUCAAUCAGCCACGACCUUGUCAAGCUUGAGAAGCACUGCUGGCCAGAAUUCAAACGAAGCAAACCAGUUGGAAAUAAAAUUUGAAAAUCCAUUCACCCUUGAUCAAUCGUCGUCAUCAACUAACCAAUUAACCCCCCACCAAACAGAUUCUCUUGACGAUGCACUUGGCUCUUUCAAAUACCCACACCCUGCAGAUGAUGUAUCUAUGGAUUCACCUUCAGCUUUUCUAAAUUUGUUACGAGAGAUUAACAACUCCACUACAUCAGAUCACAAGUUUGAAGAACUUGACGACUCCAAAUUUGACGAGUUCAAACAUCUCGCUGCUGCUUCACCUGAGGUUGCUCCUGACGUUUAUGCAAUGAUUGAGUCAUUUGAUCAAGCACGUUCGCAUGAAAAUAUGGAUCGUUCGUUGAUAGCUUCGAGUCCCUCGUUUCCAAACUUGGUCUCCACUUUGAACGCACAUUUCAACCCAUCCCCCAAGCCACAGCCAAGCUUGUUAUCAAUUCCAGAGCUUGCUGAUCCGUCAAUAUCGUACCUUUACAAUUAUUACGUGGAUGUCAUUUCCAAUAAAGUUUCGGUGGCGCCGUCAUCUCAAAAUGAAUCCAACUCGUAUCAGAAAAUCUUUCUCCCCUUGGCCCAAAAGGAUAAAGGAGUGUUGUAUAGUAUUUUAGCUUGGGCUGGGUUUCAAUUGGGCGGGAAAUGGGAAACGGAAGCCUCCAAUUUCGUAAAGAAGGCAUUGCAACACUUUCAUAAAAGCAGCGACAACACCAACACCACCUCCACCAACACCACCACCACCAACAACAACAACAACAACAACAAUCCUGCAUUGACACCUUACAAUGGGGUUGAAUCCGAUCGCAGCACCAUCAUCAAUAAGUUGGCCACGUUGAUGAUUCUCGUUGGAGCAAACAUUUGUAAAGGAGAUGUGACAAAUUGGACGAUAUAUUUGCGAUGGGGGUGGAAAUUGCUUGCAUCGAAUGGAGGAAUAUUGCGCUUUAAUCAAUCCAAGGAGGAAAAUUGGUUGAUUUCAAAUUUCGCCUACCAUGAUUUGUUAGCCAGUUCAACAAGUGAACGUGGAACCUAUUUCACAUCACGUGUAUACAACAAGAUUUUCGAGGAUCAUGAUGUGUUUUUCCUUCGCGGACAACUAAACCCAUUAUUGGGGAUCUCUAAGAAGCUAUUCACCAUUAUCGGGGAGAUUUCAACUUUACUUUACGAGAGCAAAAAGUUGCUACAUGAAUAUUAUUCUCGUGGGGUUGAUAACCAUUUUGAAAAAAGUAAGGAGUUUUUGAGCGAGUUUUUGCAUGCCCAUGAUGAUGAAUUGAGAUCAACGGAGGAGGCUUUGAUUGAAGAAGAAGAAGAGGAAGAGGAAGACGAGUUCUCCAAUGCUAGUGAUCACUACAAAGCUAAUCAACUACUUUCAUUCACAAUCACGAAAGCAAAAAAAUUAGAGCGACAAAUUGAUGAAUCGAAACCGGAUAAAGGAGAUAUUUGUAACUUGAGCGAUUCGGAUCUAGAGUUGCAAUUGACCUUGUUUGAGGCAUUCCAACUUAGUGCCAAGCUAUUCUUGCGCGAGUCAAUCCUCCGAUGUAAUCCAUCCCAUUUAGAAUCGCAAAUGAUCAACAACAACUUGAUCAAGUGUUUGGAUAUUCUCAUUGGAACUCCAGUUCAAGCUUCACUCGUGUUUCCCGUUUUCAUUUCGGGAAUACACUGCGUUUCAAAACACGAUCAGGAGUUGAUGUUGCAGCGAGUCAAUUCAUUUAUUGAACAGUAUGGAAUGUUCAACGCCAACAGGGCUAGAGAAGUGAUGCAGAAGAUCUGGAAGGAGAAUAGUAGUGGUGAUAAAGUCACCAACUGGCAUUCAAUGUUGAAUGAUCUAGGUUGGGAUUUAAACUUUGCUUAG
Messenger RNA from Lodderomyces theae, 2718 nucleotides. It is a transcript of the gene UGA3, whose product is annotated as Uga3p. The coding region runs from base 1 to 2718 and encodes 905 amino acids. NCBI's taxonomy places the organism in Eukaryota, Fungi, Ascomycota, Pichiomycetes, Serinales, Debaryomycetaceae. The transcript has a single exon. Gene Ontology annotation, biological process: positive regulation of transcription by RNA polymerase II. Gene Ontology annotation, molecular function: zinc ion binding; transcription cis-regulatory region binding; DNA-binding transcription factor activity, RNA polymerase II-specific. The record is from RefSeq and is a predicted model, not a curated record. Gene Ontology annotation, cellular component: nucleus.